Passer domesticus (house sparrow) is the source of this 1810-nucleotide messenger RNA. Its product is annotated as microtubule cross-linking factor 3-like. Bases 1190 to 1810 code for a protein of 206 amino acids. The transcript has 3 exons. The record is from RefSeq and is a predicted model, not a curated record. NCBI's taxonomy places the organism in Eukaryota, Metazoa, Chordata, Aves, Passeriformes, Passeridae.
UUUUUUUUUAAUUGCAAAGGUCUGUGUUUAUUAAUAUGGGCCAGAAAGGCAAAUAACUUGUUUCUAGAAGGAAUAAUCCUCCAAAAUCAGCAUGAUCAGCUGCAAGUUCUAAGCAAUGUUCCUGAAAAAGUACUUAGGUCCAAAGAGGUUUUCAGAGGGGAUCCAUGAGGUUCUUGGAGCCCUCAUCAUGAAGUAAACUGGCUUUUGCUGUGAGAAAUGCCUUUCACUUCUUCACUUUAAUAGCAGGAAAACAGGAAGGAAAUAACAGAAAUAGGAAGUGUACUCAUCUAAAUAGACCUUGGUAACUUGCAGUUUCAGAAUGUCAGGUAGAUCGCAAAAUGAAAAGAAAAACACAAAAAGAUACAAUUCUUACUACAUCUCUGAGCUUUGGAAGAAGAAAAUACAGUUGUUUAUACAAACAGGGGUCAAAGCACAGUAAAUGAUAUGCAGGCAAUAUAGUAAUUAUCACCACUGCAGCAACACCUGGCUUGUGAAGCCAUGUAAUUGUGGAAGAUGAACAGAUACAGUGUAACACUUAAUGUUUAACUCCAACAACAAGAUCAUCUCAAAAUAAGGACUAUUGAGUUGUAAGUAGUUACUCUUUUCAACUAAUUUACACUAAUUUUUCAUGUUAGAAGCAUAAUGAGAGUUCAGGUGUUUGUAAUCCAUAUAUGCUUUGCUUUUCUACAGGUCAACACUUGGUACACAAAGAAUGUUCAUGUUUUAAUCAAAUCAUCAAGGAAUUGUUUAUUCAAACCAACAAUUCUUUGUGCAUUUCUAAUCAAUUCUUUCAGUCUUGUCAUACAUCAAACCGACUAAAAGAAACAUUUUCUGCUGGCUCUUAAUGAGUUAAUUUCUCCCACCUGCCGUAUUUCCUCCAAAGCAAGCACAAAGUUUAUUUUUACAGCUGAAUUCCUAAAUAGCAGGUCAGUAAGAGGAAGGGAAGGUUUGCUGCAACUGGGAUUUCAUGUUAUGCUUUUCAGGAACAAUAAAUUUCUUUGAGAAAUAUUCUGGUCAAUGAGUGUAGUGGCGGUUGAGCUUUUGGUGAAUUACCUUCGCUAUAUUUUAUUGUACUUAGAAAAGAAGAAAGAAGCAACUAAGAAAAAAUGAAAAAUGCUGUCUUUAGAACAGUGGGAAAGGAGCCAUAAUUUUUCCAAGGCCAACUGCCUAUGACUCCAGCUGCUGUGCGAUGUGGGAAUCCCUGCUUUUGUUAGGACUGCAGGAGGGCAUCCCAAACAGGACAUCUGAUGCUCCGAGGGAAGGAUUUGCCGGUAGGAGCGGCAGAGCCAUGGAGAACGGACGCCUUCGACCGGGAGGUCACGGCACUGGCCGCAAUGUGCUGCCCAGCGCGUUUCAGGAGCGAUCUGACCGACUGCGGGCUUCUGGAAAAGUCACGGGGCUGGGCGCUGCGUGGGUGAGGCUGGCGCAGCGUUGCAGGCGCAGGAAGCUGCAGGAGCCCGGCGGGACUCCACACGCCGCGCACCCAUCCGUGUGCCUGCCUGCGUGUGUGAGGGCGCUCCAUGGGCGCCGCCAGCGCGGCUCCCCAUGGCCGGCCAGCGGGACUACAGCUCCCAGCGGCCCCCGCGCACAUCCCGCGCCUGCGCACGCGGUCCCCGGGGCGGAGGCGGCUGCCUGUUCCUUGAGCGCGAACCCGGCCGCGACCGGACUACAUCUCCCAGCGGCCCCCGCGCACAUCCCGCGCCUGCGCAAGCGGAGCCGGCCCGGCCGCACUCCGCCGUUGUCGCCGUCGGUGGGUGGGUGGGGGAAGGGAGCGAGCGGGAGGAGGAGGAGGGAGGGGGGGGAGAGUUGA